Molecule: messenger RNA, 129 nt
Organism: Haemonchus placei
Lineage: Eukaryota; Metazoa; Nematoda; Chromadorea; Rhabditida; Trichostrongylidae
Source: the annotation of a GenBank genome assembly
AUGGGCCAUGGCUCAAGUUUUCCUCAGCCCUGUGAAGAUUCUCGAGUGGUAAAGACGAAAUUCGGCUAUGUCAUGCGUAUUCGCGAGGUCUUUCGGAAAGUAUCGGCCAAAAACUUUGAAGUGAUUUAG